This is a messenger RNA of Papaver somniferum (opium poppy), 2324 nucleotides long. Its product is annotated as protein PECTIC ARABINOGALACTAN SYNTHESIS-RELATED-like. The transcript is spliced from 11 exons. The record is from RefSeq and is a predicted model, not a curated record. Bases 162 to 1865 code for a protein of 567 amino acids. NCBI's taxonomy places the organism in Eukaryota, Viridiplantae, Streptophyta, Magnoliopsida, Ranunculales, Papaveraceae.
UGAUGUAAGUUGAAGUAAAUUAUUUUUGUUACAGUCUUCAUGUAAACCCAUAAUUAGUUGCACUCUUUUCGCAGAGAAAGAAAGAAAUAGGAAUUUUCUUCGAUCUGAAGAAGAAGAAGAAAAAGUUAUACAGUAGAGAGAGAAAAGAGAGGGAUAGAGCAAUGGCUAGUUUCAGUCCAAAUAGAGCAAUGGCAGAGUUACGACAUUCAUCAAGUUCAUUAGGUAGUAGAGCUUCAUCAUCACCAUUAAAAAGAGAAGGAGACCCAGAUAUUACACCAUUAAUAUCACCUGAUAAUCAAUAUCCUCAUGAUGAUGAUGAUAAUAAUAGACAUUCUAUUAGAGAUUACAGUAGUAGACCUUUUUGGAUGCCUAAUUAUUUCUUAUGUCCUGAUGAAACUAGGGUUUCUUCAACUUCUCUGUAUAACUCUAAGAUCUCACUUUCUCUUCUCUUAUUUGUAUUUAUUGGUGCCUUGAUCUGUAUCCCCACAAUCUGGAAUCGCUUAAAUGCUCCUUACCUGUGUAAGAAAGACGGAAUCGUGUUACAGUGUCCUCGUGUGAAGGAGUCACCUUCCCUAUGGGAGAAUCCAUACUCUGCAACGACAUCUUGGAAGCCUUGUGCGGAGCGUCGUGAUGGAUUCUCAGAUCUUCCUUCAGAGAAUGAUACAAGUGGUUAUGUGUUGAUUCAGGCUGAAGGUGGUUUAAAUCAACAAAGAAUAGCUAUUUGUAAUGCUGUGGCUGUGGCCAAGAUAAUGAACGCCACCCUUAUUUUGCCGAUGUUGAAGCAGGACCAGAUUUGGAAAGAUGAAACAAAAUUCCAAGACAUCUUUGACGUGGAUCAUUUCAUUGACUACUUGAAGGAUGAUGUUAGAAUUGUACGCGACAUUCCAGACUGGUUUCCUGACAAAGCAGAGCUAUUCACAAGUAUAAGACGCACUGUGAAAAACAUUCCAAAGUACGCUUCAGCACAAUUCUACAUUGAUAAUGUACUCCCAAGGAUCAAGGAGAAGAAGAUAAUGGCUCUUAAACCUUUCGUAGAUCGACUGGGGUAUGAUAAUGUUCCCCAGGAAAUCAACAGGCUUAGGUGCCGGGUGAACUACCAUGCCCUGAAAUUCCUUCCCGAUAUCGAACAAAUGGCUGACAGAUUAGCCUCAAGGAUGAGGAACCGCACUGGUGGUUCAAAUCCUUACAUGGCUCUUCAUUUGAGAUUUGAGAAAGGAAUGGUUGGACUAUCUUUCUGCGAUUUCGUAGGGACAAGAGAUGAAAAGGUUAAGAUGGCAGAAUACAGACGGAAGGAGUGGCCACGACGGUUCGAGAAUGGGUCCCAUCUUUGGCAGCUGGCCCUACAGAAGAGGAAGGAAGGACGAUGCCCCCUUGAGCCAGGAGAAGUUGCUGUAAUUCUUCGAGCGAUGGGAUACCCUAAAGAAACUCAAAUUUAUGUCGCUUCUGGACAGGUUUAUGGUGGACAGAAUCGAAUGGCCCCACUUAGAAACAUGUUCCCCAAUCUGGUGUCAAAGGAAGACUUAACUAGCAAAGAAGAGUUGCAUGGAUUCCGUAAGCAUGUUACCAGCCUUGCAGCCCUCGAUUUCUUGGUGUGCUUGAAGUCAGAUGUGUUUGUAAUGACUCAUGGAGGCAACUUUGCUAAGCUUAUCAUUGGGGCACGGAGGUAUAUGGGUCACCGGCAAAAAUCAAUAAAGCCAGACAAGGGGCUAAUGUCCAAGUCCUUCGGCGAUCCUUAUAUGGGAUGGGCAACCUUUGUCGAAGAUGUAGUUAUUACGCACCAAACAAGAACUGGUUUGCCCGAAAAAACCUUCCCUAACUAUGAUCUAUGGGAGAAUCCUUUGACCCCCUGCAUGUGUAAAGCUUGAUAGAAAAUUGACAACUCCUGAUGCAAAGUUUCUAACAGGGAUUCAGUACAGGGGUGCUUGCUUGCUCCAAGAAAUUAUUAGACCAACAGUAUAAGCUAAUUACAGUUAAUGCCCAGGAUAAUACGAAGAACAUUGAAUAUAUGGGUUCGCUUCAGAUUUAGAUUACGCCACCUAACAUUUAUAGAAGAAUUGGGUUCCCAUGAAGCAAACUUCUGGGCUACAAGCAGGGACCUCAGCAUUUGGUAUUUGGCGACGGUACGAUGUCUUUAUUCAUAGUUUAUUUAUAUUUUUCCAGUUAGAUAGAAAUGCCUAUUUUUCUGUAUUUUCUUUGAAAGCUGAAUAGAUGAUUUUGAGUGUUUGAUGACAAUGUAUAAAUUUUACACCAGAACUUUUCACAAUCACUGUUUCCACCGUCAAGGCAUUGUCAAUCAAUAUAUUUGCAGAAUAGUUACAUCAAAA